AUGCCCGACACAAACUCACUCAACGCCUCUCCACAAGCCAUAUGGAGGGUUAUACCCGUUCAAAUUGCAAAGGAAGAGGAUGGUGCUGAUAUAGAGCCUGGGAAUGGUAUUGCCUUGCCCGCCUUGCUACAGCUCGCCUGGGGAACUCUGUUGCGGGUGUAUAGUGGCCACGACGAGGUGAAGUUUGGCUACCAGUGCCUCAUCUCAUCUUCUUUUGAGAACACCGAAAAGAAUGGAUACGAAGAAGUCUUUAUUCCACAAAAUCGUUCUAUCCUUAUACCUGAAGACCGACCUUUCGACAAAAUCACGUCUUCACCAUCAGCGGAAGAUCCGGAAGACAACUACAAACAGGAAUUUGGACAGGAUAGCCUGAUCCAGAUAUGGGGAGCACCGAAAGGGACAAUGGUCACAGAGGCCUAUGCUAGACUAUUGGUGGACUCAACGCCGCAGGAGCGGAAUAUCCUAAUAACCGCGGUGGUCUCCCAUGACGAAUGCCGUAUUUUCCUCAGUUUUCGCCAGGGCCAAAGCUUGUCUCAUUUGGCAGAUUAUAUUGCGGACACAUUUCGACGCCUUCUUCGGACCAUCAGAGAGUAUCCUUCUUCGACCUUCAAUGAGUUGAGUCUUGUGGGGCCCAAUACCCUUCAGCAUAUUGAAGAGUGGACCGCUGCGACUGCUGUCGUUCGAGGCGAUGACAACUGUUUAUCGGAGUCUUCCACAGUACUGAGCAUCGUACGGGCUGACAGCGAUCUAUGGAAGCAGGAAAUCACAGGGGAUGCCACGAAUUAUCGACCAGCUCCUACAGACGUCGCCUACUGUCUUUUUACCUCUGGUAGUACAGGCAAACCCAAAGGGGUGGUGGUCGGCCAUCGGGCUUUAAAUGCGAGUCUUCGUGCUCAUGGCACAUAUUUCGGCUUGGGUGCAACUUCGCGUGUUUUGCAAGGCACCUCUUACACCUUCGAUGUUUCCCUGACCGAGUGCCUAGGUACGCUGUAUCAUGGAGGCUGCGUGUGCGUUCCCAGAGCAACAGAUCAUUUACAUGACACCGUUGGCUGCAUCAACCAGAUGGAUGUCAACUGGGCAUUUUUCACGCCAUCGUUCGCGCAAAUUCUAUCAUCCAAAGACGUCCCGGGGCUAAAAACCCUCGCCCUCGGUGGGGAGGCUGUUCCAACUGCAUGUGUCGAGCAAUGGACGGCGCCUGGCCGUCGACUCAUCAACGCAUACGGGCCUACAGAAUGCAGCAUUUUCUCAAUGAGUGGAAACAUCGACCUGGAGGUUCAUUCAUCUGCCAACAUUGGAAGACCUGUAGGAGGCCUUUCGUUCGUCACUUACCCAACCGAUCCGAAUCGAUUGAUGCCCAUAGGGGCUCCUGGCGAGCUUCUUCUUUGUGGGCCGAUACUGGCGCAAGGUUAUCUCAACGACGACGAGAAGACCGCAAAGGCGUUUAUAGAUCCACCAGAAUGGUUCAAAAAUGUCGUCGGAUGGCAAGAUGAUAAUCGACUCUAUCGAACUGGCGAUCUCGUUCGUUACUGUGUUGAUGGCACGGUGGAGUAUUUGGGCCGAAUCGAUCGCCAGGUGAAGAUCUACGGCCAACGCAUUGAGCUCGGGGAAAUAGAAAGAGCAAUAACCAGCAGCAAGCAAUCGACAAUUGCUGUUGUGGACGUUAUAUCCCGACCUAACAUGCCCAACGAUCAAGCUUUGGUGGCUUUCGUUGCUGACGAGGAUGAGAGGGACCAUGGUCCUCUGCAUGCUCUCGAUACCUUUGAGCAUGUCGCCGCCAUAAAAGAUCUGAAGGCCCGUCUGACAUCCCUUCUUCCUCGUUAUAUGCUUCCAUCCGAUAUCAUUUACCUUUCCCACAUCCCUUUAUCAAGCUCUGGGAAGUUGGACCGCGCUAUCCUUCGCAUGUUAGCGGCAGAUGUACUAGGGAAUCAUUCAUCUGGGCAAGUAAAGGAGGACAGGCUCCUGACGGAAACAGAGGAGCUCAUCCAGCUAGCUUGGAGUCAAGUCCUCUCCAUUCCGCAACAUUCCAUUCGUGUGGAUGACAGUUUCUUCCGUUGGGGCAAUUCGUUGGCCGCAAUCAAACUGGCAAAACGACUCCAAGAAAGUCGGCUACAGAUUAGCGUCGCGGAUAUUUUCCAGAGUCCCAGCAUACUGGAUAUGGCAUCCAAGGUACGACCGACGAGCAAGUCACAAGCAACAGUGGAUCUGAUCCCGUUUGGUCUCAUCGAGCCGAGUGCUCUCCCUGGGCUUUUGGAAAAUGCAGCACAACAAUGCUCAGUGAAAGCGGAUGCAAUUCAUGAUAUCUACCCUUGCACUUCGACACAAGAGGCAUUGCUGUCACUCACCGUACACAACCAUGAGGCAUACAACGCACAAUAUGUGUACCAUCUCCCCGUUGAGACCGAUGUCGAGCGGUUCCAGAAGGCAUGGGAUAGCGUUUUUCGAUCAACACCGGUUCUGCGAACACGCAUUAUUUCCAACUCUCGAUCAUUUUACCAAGUCGUUCUUGGUGAAGAAAUUGAAUGGCUGCAGAGUUUCAAUCUGGAGCAGUAUAUGCAGAAUGACCGAUUAAUUCCUGUUGCAUUUGGGCGUGAGCUCACGCGGUUUGCCCUCAUUCCAGAUCCCAAAGGGAUUGGGAACUGGUUUGUGUGGACCAUUCAUCAUUCGCUUUAUGACGGUCACUCAAUGUCUCUAGUACUAGGAGAUGUGCAACAUGUCUAUGAAUCAGGAUCCCAUCCUCAGAGGCCUCUCUUCAGCAGCUACAUCCAGUCACUGACCGAUGACUCUCGGGACCUUGCUACCUUUUGGCGUGAAUCUCUCGAUGGUUUCUCAUCACAGACCUUUCCACUAAAGAGCAAUCCGGAAUACCAUCCAAUUGCGGAUCGAACGAUCGCGCUUCACCCUUCGACUCGAGAUAGGGCCUCGGUGGAAGUAUCUCAUUCGGUAAUACUUCAAGCAGCGUGGGCGAUCGUCUUUGCUCGUUAUGUGGAAUCCACCGACGUGGCUUUCGGCGUCACAUUGAGUGGUCGGUACGGCUCCCUACCUUCUAUUGACGAGAUUCCUGGUCCUACUCUGAGUACCGUCCCUUUUAGAGCAAAAAUAGAUCGCGGAAAGCCCGUCGGUUUGUUCUUGAGAGAGCUCCAGACCCACCUAGCGCAUAUGAUGGAAUUUGAGACAAUCGGGCUUCAAAACCUCAGGAAAUUGACUGCAGCUACGCAACGUGCUUGUGAUUUCCAGACUUUGUUUGUUGUCCAGCCGUCUCUUACUCCAAAAAAUGACGACGGACUGUUCAGCAUGAAUAAUCUGACAUUCUCCCAUGAGACCAUCACAGGGUACGGACUGACUGUUGAGGCUCAGUUGGAUGAAGACGGAUUAUCGGAAGUCAGGGCACACUUUGAUUCUGCUCUAAUCGGCGAGAAACAGGUGGAACGCAUUCUGAAGCAAUGGGAGCAUGUUGUGAACCAAUUGUACACCACCAGCCCAGACCGGAAAUUACGGGAAAUAUCGCCCGUGAGUCCAGAAGAGGUGCGGCAAUUAUCGCAGUGGAACGCACCAAUCCCAAAGGCAGCAAAGGUGACCCUCCAUGGACUCAUCAAACAGCGCGUCAUUGAGAACCCUGACAAAGAAGCCCUUGUGGGAUGGGAUGGAUCGUAUACCUACCAGGAUCUAUGGAAUGCCAGCGAUCGGCUGGCUGCAUACCUGAAAGUAUUGGGCAUUCAGAAUGAUGAUCUCAUCCCACUAUGUUUGGAGAAAUCGUCAUAUGCCAUUGUGUGCAUGCUGGCCGUCCUCAAAGCUGGAGCUGCGUUUGUGCCUCUGGAUUCUCGACAUCCUCCUGAGCGUCUUGCAGGUAUUGUCGACCAGAUCAAGCCUCGCAUGUUAAUCACCUCUCCUCAAUAUCAGGCUUUGUGGGAUAACAUAAACCAUCUCGCAAUUGAUGCUGAUACCAUUGCCGCGCUCCCUCAGCCUGCUGCCGACUCCAUUACUUCUACGUCAGCGACGGAGGCAAAUUUGGCAUACUGCAUUUUCACAUCCGGCUCCACAGGCCAGCCAAAAGGAGUGCUUAUUGAGCAUCAGGCAAUAUGUACUAGCAUUCUCAACUACUCCCGCCGCUUGCAAAUCCAUGAAAAUGUGAGAUCACUUCAGUUUGCCUCUUAUUCAUUUGAUGCUUCGCUUCUCGAGCUUCUGAGUGCACUCGUGAAUGGGGCGACCGUCUGCACGCCAUCUCUCGAUGAAUGCAUGGAUUCGAUUAGCCAGACUAUUCAGCACUACGGGCCAACAUGGGUGUUUCUCACUCCCUCCGUCGCCCAAAUGUUAUCUCCGGAGAGCGCGCCAUCGAUUCAAACCCUCGUUUUGGGUGGAGAGGCUAUUACCCGAUCGGUGAUCGCGACAUGGGAUGGAAAGGUCCGGCUUUUCAAUGCGUAUGGUCCUACCGAGUGCUCCAUCGUCUGUGCCGUCAACGAAGUCGGGAGCGAGGACGAUGUGGGCGUGAUCGGGUACCCAAGUGGAUGCGCCUUGUGGGUCGUCGAUCCUGAUGAUUCCAACGAACUAGUUCCCAUCGGUACUGUUGGUGAGAUGCUUGUCGAGGGACCCAUUGAGGCGCGCGGGUAUCUCAACGAUGCGAUCAAGACAGCGGGGGCUUUCAUCUCAACUCCUCAGUGGCGAAAGACUAUUCAGGAUCUAUCGACCGACUCAACACGGAUGUACAAGACAGGGGACUUGGUUCGCUGGAACGAAGAUGGCACUCUGUACUACUUUGGACGCAAGGACCUUCAGGUUAAAGUCCGAGGACAGCGGGUCGAGCUGGAAGAGAUUGAGUCCUGUGUCGUGCAUCCAGAUAUCACUCGAAGCGCGGUGAUUCAACCUCGUCGUGGACCGUACUCUAAGCGGCUGGUUGGGAUCUUCACCCUGAGAGCAAGCCAGCCAGCCACCGAUGACGCCUUCAGGUUGAUACCCACGGAUCUGCAGAAGAUUGCAUCCAAAGUGGUUUCCUCAAUCCGAGAGAAGCUAUUGGGCGAGCUCCCCUCCUAUAUGGUUCCGGAUGAUUGGAUUGCGAUCGAGAAUAUUCCGCUUACGGCGGCGGCCAAAACAAAUACCAAGUUUCUCAUCCAGAACGUCGAAGAGAUCACAGCAGAAGACUAUACGUUGGCUUCAAAGAUAAGCGAGGGCGAGGAUCAAUCGAUCUCUAAGGCCGCCUUGACUCCAAUGGGAGAGGUGCUCCGAAAUAUCUUAGCGAGCCUUUUGCAAGUCCCUCGAGACAGCAUUCAUGGCGAGACCUCCUUCUUCCGGAUUGGAGGUGACAGCGUUUCCGCGAUGCAACUAGUCUCUCAAUGCCGUUCCCAAGGACUGAUAAUCAGUGUUACCGACGUGCUCAAAUACAAGACCGUCUCCAAAAUCGCGCAACGGCUUCAAAAGAAGGACCUUCUUACAUCGGCGCCAGCAGUGCAAGAGUCGGAACCAAUUGAGACAGCCUUCUCUCUGUCUCCGAUACAGCAGCUGUGGAUGGAUGCCGUUCCGACAGACGAGAUUCCUGUCUUCACUCAGAGUUUUCUACUACGUUUACGGCAAGAUGUUUCUCCAGUCGCCCUUGAACGCGCCCUUAUUGCAGUUGUCGAACGACACUCUAUGUUGCGGGCUCGAUUCUCCCGGGGAGCCAACGGACAUUGGACACAGCGCAUCACGACAGACGCUCGAGGAUCAUACAAACUUGCAGACCACAAGACUGCCGUUCCCGCUGCCGAAGUACCAGGGAGAACCGCAUCCGCAAGAGCAAAGCUUGACGUUGUUCGUGGUCCGACAAUAGUAGCAGAGCGUUUUGAUCUCCAGAGUGGUGACUCUCUCCUAUUCCUUGCCGCGCAUCACCUCGUCGUCGAUUUGGUGUCUUGGAGAAUUAUUCUUCGGGAUUUAGAAGCCCUGCUCGAAUCGAAAGCUCUGUCUCGGCCGUUCUCGGUCACCUUCCAGCAAUGGUGCCUAGAGCAAGCAAGAUGGCAGUUAUCCAAUGCGUCUUCCAAUCCGGCGUCUACUUUGAACAUCCCAUCGUCCGAUCACGACUUCUGGGGUAUGUCAGGCAAGACAAACCACUACGGAUCGGUAGAACGCCUGGAAGCGAAGGUCGACGCCCACAUAUCGACGAGCCUUCUUGGCCGAUCCGCCGAUGUUUUAGGAGCCGAGCCCCAAGAUGUCUUCCUCUCGGCAUUGUUGAUCGCCUUUCACGAAAUCUUUCCUGACCGUGCAGAACCAUCUAUUUUCAACGAAAGCCAUGGCAGACAGCCAGCUGGUUCCGACCUAGAUAUCACGGAGACUGUUGGAUGGUUUACUAGCCUCUCUCAAAUUUCAGUUCCGGGUAUUGCAGGGAAGUCUAUGGUCGAUGUGCUGCGUCGGGUGAAGGAUAACCGUCACUGGCUCCAGGAUACUGGCAACCAAACUACCCAGUCGACAGGUAUGGUUCGGCACGACCGAGGGCGCGCGAUAAUAACGCCAGAAAUUCUUUUUAAUUACGAGGGCAUCUUUCAGCAACUCGAAAAGCCCGAUGGAUUGUUUCACUUCGUACCACAACACAACGGUGACCUGGCGGAUAUGGCGGACGACGUACCCCGAUUGGCUCUCAUUGAGGUUGCAGUGCAAAUCCACGAGGGCCAGAUUGCCAUCAGCAGCCUGCACAAUCGAGAGAUGUCUCAUCAGGGUCGUAUCCAAGGAUUCGUCCAUCAAUACAGGAAGGUCCUGCUGGAAAUGAACCACGCCCUGGAGCAGCAAGCGCAGUCCGUGCACUCUCUUAGUGACUUUCCGCUGGCUUCUCUCACGUAUCAUGAUCUGGACGAAAUAAUCAAGGCAGUUGGAGAAGGUGGAGUUCAAGGAAUCUAUCCCCUGCUGCCAACACAACAAGUGAUGUUGAGUCGCCAGUCGAAAUUUCCUGCCUUAUAUAGCCCCCGAUUCGUGCUUAGGCUGCCAUCAAACGCUGGAAUCUCACCCAACGGAGUAGCCGACGCUUGGAAGUCGACUGUGCGUCGCCACGCGAUCCUCCGAACGGUCUUUCUUGGCAUUUGCUCCGACGGAGAUCCGCUGCAAGUGGUCCUUGAGAGGCUUGAGCCGCUCAUUUCCAACCUUCCCCAUCCGGCAGGAGAAGAUAUCCGCCUCGAUCUGCCAAUUUCGCCAUGGGAGGAGCGUGAGGCUCAUCACCGACUCACCAUUUACGAGCAGGACGCAGGAUCAGUGGAGUUGUUACUUCUCGAAAUCAGUCACGCCCUGGUCGACUUCCCGACGAUGGAGUUAGUUUUCGAGGAUUUUCGCACUGCCCUCAAAAAUACUCUUGUCCCAUCAGGGGGCUGUUCGUACCAGGAUCUAAUUGCAUAUGCAGUCGACCCCUCACGCAGGAGGCUUGCAGAGGCAUUCUGGGCCGCUCGGUUGGCAAAUGCCCCGGCCAGUCUUGUUUCGACACAAGACGAUCAUUGCUUCGGAAAGCUUCGGUAUUCAGACGUGCAACUGGGGCCGGUCAGUCCGUCAGCACGCGCAGUCUGCCAGAACCAUGAAAUAUCCCUUGCUAGCGUGGUCCGGCUGGCGUGGGCGCAGGCUCUGCGGGAGUGGCUGGCGGCCGACGACGUUACCUUCGGCGUGGUGCUCAGCGGUCGAGAUAUUGAGCUGCCUGACGUGCACCAGAUCGCAGGGCCAUUCCUCAACUUCGUCCCAUGUCGAAUCUCCUUUGAUUCAGAACCUUCAGCCACCACUGGGAUCCCUGGUCUGUUGAGAAGCUUGGAUGAGGCUUAUCUCGAGUCCCUAGCCCAUCAGAUUCGGGGAUCGACAGCGGGGCCAAGCCUGUAUGACACCAUCGUGAAUUACCGCAAACACAAUAAUAGCAAGGAUGGCGACAGCAUUGGCACGCUGAGUGAGAGUCGAGAACACGAAUUGGUGAUUAAAGAGGCGGUCGAUCCUUUCCAUUUCUCAAUGGUGCUCGAAAUUGACGAAAUCGAUGGCGCGCUAAAUGCAAGGAUUGCGUACUGGACCGGCCGGGUGUCAGAGAAGGCCGUGGCGCACUUUACGAAAACGAUCCCUGUCGUGAUGCUGAGGAUUGUUGAAGCAUUUCAACUGAGGGAAAUUCAGUAA
Molecule: messenger RNA, 8091 nt
Organism: Aspergillus melleus
Lineage: Eukaryota; Fungi; Ascomycota; Eurotiomycetes; Eurotiales; Aspergillaceae
Exons: 4
Coding region: 1-8091 (2696 amino acids)
Biological process (GO): amino acid activation for nonribosomal peptide biosynthetic process; secondary metabolite biosynthetic process
Cellular component (GO): cytoplasm
Molecular function (GO): phosphopantetheine binding; catalytic activity
Source: RefSeq, a predicted model, not a curated record